This is a messenger RNA of Prunus mume (Japanese apricot), 1212 nucleotides long. RefSeq names its product kinase C substrate, heavy chain-like protein. Lineage: Eukaryota; Viridiplantae; Streptophyta; Magnoliopsida; Rosales; Rosaceae. Gene Ontology annotation, cellular component: glucosidase II complex. Gene Ontology annotation, biological process: N-glycan processing. The record is from RefSeq and is a predicted model, not a curated record.
GACUGCGUUUCAUUGACCUUGACUUUCACAGUGGAAGGAACUUCCAUUUUGGAAGUCAGUGUUUCAGUUUCAGCACAAUAACAAGUUUUCCUUCCUUUUCCAUCAUUCCUCAAGUGAAGGAGACCCAACUCAUGGAUGCGAGUUUUAUACCUCUACUCAUCGCCUGUUUUCUUCUGGCCUCGUCCUUCACCAUUGUUCACUCUCUCUCCAAACCACCUCUUCUUGGAGUUCACCCACUCGAUGAGCAGUACUUUGUUUCAGAGGUGAUCAAGUGCAAGGACAACUCCAAGUCCUUCACCAGAGAUCGCCUCAAUGACAAUUUCUGUGAUUGUGUUGACGGAACCGACGAGCCUGGAACUUCCGCUUGUCCUGCAGGCAAAUUUUAUUGUAGAAAUAUAGGAAGUACACCACAAUUCCUAUUUUCAUCUCGAGUUAACGACCAUUUUUGUGAUUGCUGUGAUGGAAGCGAUGAGUAUGAUGGUAAUGUCAAUUGUCCAAACACAUGCAUAAUGGGCGGGAAUAUUGAGUACAAAACUGACCAUCACUUCUCAAGAGUUGGGGGUCUAGUUGGGGAUCUAGGGCAUGUCGGUGCAAAACAAGCCAAAAGUGGAGUUAGUUUGGAUGACUUGAUUCAGAAGCUUAAAGGUUUGAAGAUAUUAAUAAUCAUACAAGUAGUUAUUACUAUUAUUGUCGUGGUUUUCCGGAUACUCCGUCGUCGUGCCAGAUCUAAAAGAAGGCGUUACCACAAAGUUUUAUACUAGCUUGAUGGCUGAUUUUCUCAUGGGUUCCUCCAAGUAUGUCUAAGGAUUUCAAUACAUGAAGUUGACUUGCCUAGGAGGGUUUAUUGUUCCUUAAAAGAGCCUCAGAUUUACAAAGUUUUGGGAAGCUUCACACUGAUCCAAAAGUUCUAUAGCAAGAGUUUACAACUGUGCAUGUACUUUUUCAUCCGGCAAAUGCACACUAAUGGACAUGAAGCUUAACACACAGUAUACAAGAUGCCGUAGGGGUUCCGGUCAUCGAUGAUCCACUUGGCAUAAAUAAAAGUAUGCUCGAGGUCGUAUCAGAGCCUGUAAAAUAGAAAUAUUCCUAAUUCAAAAUCUAUUCUUAGGGGCAACUCUUCUUGUUUGCCUUAAACCUUGAAAGAUGUUCUAUUUAGGCAACGAAUGAUUUACACAUAAUGCUCUGUGGAUAAAGAUAUGGAAAGUUUUGUAA